Messenger RNA from Nerophis lumbriciformis (worm pipefish), 5145 nucleotides. RefSeq names its product serine/threonine-protein kinase 24-like. Gene Ontology annotation, cellular component: Golgi apparatus; cytoplasm. Gene Ontology annotation, molecular function: ATP binding; protein serine/threonine kinase activity. Lineage: Eukaryota; Metazoa; Chordata; Actinopteri; Syngnathiformes; Syngnathidae. Gene Ontology annotation, biological process: protein phosphorylation; negative regulation of cell migration. The record is from RefSeq and is a predicted model, not a curated record.
CCAAGUCACGAUGAAGUUGUACGUGUAGCAGCACCUGAGUGGAAGACAACAGCGGGAUGUCGUCCGGAUCAGAAGCACCCUGCGAGGCGUCAUGACGCCGACAAAAUGGCCGGGAGUCCGGGGCUAAAGUGAGGCAGGAGAUCAAAAACACUGGACGAGGUGUCCACUUAAACGUCAUCGAACAAGCAGUGGACAGUUCGGACAAGAAUCUGUCAGACAUCACCGCCAUGGCCCACCCUCCUGUUCGACGGAACUUGCCCGGUAUGCAGAAUGUCCGAGUAGACCCGGAGCAGUUUUUCACCAAGCUGGAGCGCAUUGGCAAGGGUUCCUUUGGCGAGGUCUUCAAGGGCAUCGACAAGCGAACUCAGAAAGUGGUGGCCAUCAAGAUCAUUGACCUGGAGGAAGCCGAGGAUGAGAUUGAAGACAUUCAGCAGGAGAUCACGGUGCUGAGCCAGUGUGACAGCCCCUUUGUCACUAAGUACUACGGCUCCUACUUGAAGGACACCAAGUUAUGGAUCAUCAUGGAGUAUUUAGGAGGAGGCUCUGCUUUAGAUUUGAUGGAGCCAGGUGCUCUGGAUGAGACCCAAAUCGCCACCAUACUGAGAGAGAUCCUCAAGGGGCUGGAGUAUCUACACUCGGAGAAGAAGAUCCACAGGGAUAUCAAAGCUGCUAACGUGCUGCUUUCUGAGCAAGGCGAGGUCAAGCUGGCAGAUUUCGGCGUGGCAGGCCAGCUUACCGACACCCAGAUCAAGCGCAACACCUUUGUGGGCACGCCCUUCUGGAUGGCCCCCGAAGUAAUUAAACAGUCUGCAUACGACUCUAAGGCUGAUAUCUGGUCUCUGGGAAUAACCGCUAUUGAGCUGGCGAAAGGCGAGCCGCCUCACUCGGAGCUCCAUCCUAUGAAGGUUUUGUUUCUCAUCCCAAAGAACAACCCCCCAACCCUGGAGGGAAACUACAGCAAGCCACUCAAAGAGUUUGUUGAAGCCUGCCUCAACAAAGAGCCCAGUUUUAGGCCAACUGCCAAAGAGCUGCUGAAGCAUAAGCUAAUCGUACGCCAUGCUAAGAAGACAUCCUACUUAACUGAGCUGGUAGACAAGUACAAACGCUGGAAGGCUGACCAGUCCAGAACCACCGAAUCCAGUUCUGACGAGUCUGAUUCGGAGCAGGACGGGCAGGCUUCAGGCGGAAACGACUUUGGCAGCGACGACUGGAUCUUCACCAUCCGGGAGAAAGACCCUAAGAAGCUGCAAAAUGGAGAGGGACAGUUGGGGGCGACAGAGCAGAUGAUAGACAUUCCAAAGAGGCCUUAUUCACAGAACCUGUCCACAGUCAUUUCUCCUGCAUUCGCAGAGCUGAAGACCAGGCAGGAACAGGUGAGUCGGAACCCUUUGGUCCUUGAUGACUUGAAGGAGUCCAUCCUGCGGGCGGAAGAGGCUUACCCCGGCAUUACUGAUUCCCUGGUGGCUCACAUGGUCCACAGGCUUCAGAGUUUUUCCACAAGCAGGUCAUCCUCCUCUGCACCCUAGGGAGUGAUCCAAUGCUGCCCGCCUACUGAAGCAUCUCGUCCAGCAACACAUCCCGCAAUAACUGCACUUGGAACUGAGACCAUUGGUUGCGCAGUACUUGCUGAUUUUCAAGCUCUUGGCUUCUAGAGACUUCUUUCAAGACACGCUGGACACUUCUAGCCUGGAUCGCUGCGUGGUGUUUGUCUAUCAAUGAACUGAAGCUCACAAAAGCCGAGAGCAGACUUCAACCCACCACGCUUAAAUUUCAAGCAAGGAGCGUGUCCCAUCAGAACCUCACACGCACCAACAUGCCUACAGGUGAACAGCAGCGUUCUUCAUGCAAAACCUCAGGUAAAGCGCUUUAAACACCCUUGUCAGUGGGCAGGGUCUUCUUCCGGAUCCCAGUUCAUUGGCUGUGUCUCGAUCGGUGCAUUUGCGUACUUACACUCAGUCUUGUAAGUACAUAAGUCUGUUCACACUGCCAAGUGCGUGACAAUACUGUACACUGCAAUACCUGAAUAUUGCCCCUGAAAACUUACCACCCUUGGUAGUCGCCAACUUGGCUACAUUGCAGAAAAGGAGGGACUAACUGGUUACAAUUGAGAAGAAUAAGUUAUAUUGCUAUCAUUUCCAGAAAGUCUAUGACAGUCCUGGAUUAGUGACUGCACCACAGUCAACAUUCACACACUCAAGACUACGUACACUGUAGUACCUUGUUUUUGGUAUGUAUUCCCUUCCAAAAUGUCAGAUAAACAGAAAGAACAAAGUAAUUUUCUAGAUCAGUAAUAUUGUAAAUUCUAUGUGUCAGUGUCAGAAACCCAACAAUAUGAACACAAAACACUUUUUAAGUAGAAUACCUGUAGUUUUACAUGCACAAAACAAUGUCAAAUACAAUGGAACCUCGAUUUACAAACUUAAUUGGUUCUUGAACAGGCUUCGUAAAUAAAACUAUUUAGUUUCUCCUCAGGAAACAACGUUAACAUUUUAGUGUACAUUUUACUAAAAGCUUGUACACUUCGAACACAAUAUAAAGCGCUAUACAGUACUGUAUAUCAGGCAUACAUACCAAGGGGAAGAUGGAUUACCUUUCUAUAUAAUACCAAAGCCAAAAAAAUACAUCUUAACUGUUAUUCUUCCUAUGCAGCCGCCACACACACACACGCACACAUUUUCUUUUCUGUGAGUUUUAAUCCACCAUCACAAUCAAUUUGCUUGAAGUAUGGCGCUUGCUUGCUUUUUAAAGUAUUUUUUUUUAAUGUCAGCCAUUUAAAUAACGCCAACUUGUCACAUUAAAUGCAGAACAAUUUCUACGCACACGUACGUACGUGCAGACAAGAUUCGUACAACAAAGGGUAUUUACUAUUCUGUCUGUGGUUUCUUAAUUUGAAAAAUUAUUUGGGCACUCUGCGGAAUGAUUCACAGGCAAACUGACCAGUUUAUUACAUGCAAUGUUUUGGCCGUAGGAAAAAUUUAGGAAACAUUUACAAUGAACAUUGAGGUACCACUGUACUAAGAUAUACACAUUAUACUUAUUUAAGUGUACUGACGCAAGUACUCCAUUUGAGACACAGUCAAGGUGUACAAGAUGGCACACGUUGUAGAUGCUGAUCAAAGUUUUAAAAGACGAUCCGAUUGAACAGAGAAUGCUUAGAUUUUGUCUGUUAUGCUUUCUCAUCCUUUGAUUUAUAUGGGGUUUGUUUGCAAGAACAUCCCAGAAGUCUUUUCUUUGAGUUUCAAUCCACCAUCACAAUCAAUUUGCUUCCUUGUUUUUUAAAGUCCAAUUUUUUCAAUAUCCACCAUUUCAAAAACGCCAACUUGACACAUUAUAUGCAGAACAGUUUCUAAGCACAGCCUUUAAUAGAUGAUUGAACUUUUUCAACCAGGGGUGUCCAAAAGUGUUCCACUAAGGUCUGCAUAUCAAAGAAUGUAAGGGACGAGCGGCUGCUUUGAAAUUCUUUACAUUUUAAUUAAACGAAUCAAUCCAAUUUGUCAAGAAAAAACAGCCUAUUUAUGCAUCUCAACCGCCAUUAAAUGUGUAGGUACUUACCGUAAUGUUUCAUAACAUACUGUAUAGUUACGGCAAUGUAAUUUGCAAUCAUAGUCCCAAUUGAGUCAAUAGAUUGGAAGUUGUUAACUACUAGCAUUGUUUGAAUUUCCAUUUUGUAUGGACUGUUCCAAAAUUAGAAUAUAUAGCAGUUCAGACCUUAUGUACAUAACUAGUUAGCUUUAUGUAAUCCAACUUUCUUGGUGCUAACUUUAGCAGUGUAGUUUAAACAUAUUGCAUUGACAUUUAGCACUUUAGAAACUGAAUAUUGAAGCGAUGUGUCAACACAGGUUGUUGGUAUGCUUACUGUUAGCUCAAAACGCUAGCAUCACAUUGACGAUAUCAGUGUCCGCUCCCAAUACUGUUGAGAUGUGCUCAGCACGAGAGCAAUGGUCAGUGCUGAUGAAUGCUGGACUGACCAUUGCCUCAUCCUCUCCACCAUGUGUAUCCAUCUGAUGUGAAAAAGAAGGCGCCAAAAGGGACAAACUUGCUGAAGGCUUAACAUUGAGCGAAAUAAUUUACCAACAGUAUUAUUUUGGCAUCUAAAUCACCUUUUUUGAAGGCUUUUACGUACUCAAUAACAUACCAAAUGUUUUAAAAGUGUGUCCUGCCGAAAAUUGUUCACGUUAUUCAUGGCAGGAUAUGCUGAAAUCAUCAAAACCCAUUUGGCCAUUUGAUUGGCAGAUGCCAUUUUUUGGGAAUACAUUUUCUGUGCAAGGGUCAGAUGCAGGCUGUGUUUAAUUUUCUCUUUAAAUAUGUUACAGUCCAAAUAAAAAAUGAGCUAUGAGCCACAAAUGGCCUGUCGGAUGCACUUUGGAUACCCCUGCUUUCAAUGGUUAUGUCAAACGCCACUCUUAAUGCUCUCUGCACACAAGAACUGCCAUGUUUCAUUUUAGGCUUUCAGCCAUGACAUCUAAUUUCAUAUUUUUUGUAUUUGAACUAUGUUUGCACAAUGUAAGAGUGGCCAUUAUUUCAAGAAAAUGGAAAGUUAAAGACAAGUUGCUAAUAGCCAUGUUUUGCUACGUUUACUGGAGAAUCUACUACUGUCCUAAUGCAGCAAUAACAAGUCGGAUUAGUCGUUAUACAGGGAUGAAGACAAAUUAAAAAAUAUAUAUCAACUGUAUUUUUAUAACAGCAGACAUAGAAUGCUUUACAGAUACCUGAUAAAGCUACACAGUGGGUAAACAUCACGCUAAGGAAAUAACUAUAAAACGUGUACAUUUUGUUGUAUCAUGGCUGGCAAAUUAUAGAAGUGUUUAUAUUUGCUUGUCAUCUCAAGGUAAAUGUUAAGCUUUUAAAGUGAAAUAAAAAAAUAAAGAUUUAAUGUUACACUCAGCUUUCCUGCCUCCCUCACUCUCAAUACUACAGGGUGUCCCUGAACUAUUGACAUAAAUGUACAUACUUUAAUCUUUACAAAAAAUAUAUCCAUCCAUUUUGUACCGCUUGUCCCUCACAGGUAUUUAAAAAAAAAAAAGAGGUAAUAUUCAAAAUGUGAUUGUAUAUAUGUAUACAGUAUGAUUAACGAUGUACACAAAUUGUUUCCGCUGAUUAAAAUGUUUUGUUAUAUACAUUUUACAUUAAAUAUAUUGAAACCUA